Molecule: messenger RNA, 2118 nt
Organism: Durio zibethinus
Lineage: Eukaryota; Viridiplantae; Streptophyta; Magnoliopsida; Malvales; Malvaceae
Source: RefSeq, a predicted model, not a curated record
AAAUUCAUGGACCCAUAUAACGAAGGAAAAAAGAAAAAGACAACGGAAAAAAAUUGUCAAAAAAUGAAGAUCGAAUCUAUUCAUUUCCACAUUGACCUACUGCCCACGAGGAGGGAGAAGAUCUUCAGGGGGACUUUAAGAUUACAAUCCUGGAAGCUAAGUUUAGGUUUUUGAGGCAACUUUGAUAGACAAAUUUGAAGAAUUUAGAUUUUUGGGUUUGAAGAAAAGGUUGCUCUUUUUCUUGUUGAAUUUCAGGUUUAGGGUUUGGUUUGGUGGAUAUUGAUUUGUUCUGUGCUGAUAAUACUGUGAAGAGUCGUGAUUGUUCCAACUCGAAAUCACAAAGUUUGAAGUUUUUUAAUUGCUGCACUCUUUUGGGUAUCUAGAGAAAGUCGACACUGGUUCAUGGUCAGUUUUUUGCGGCGUAUGUGAAGUUUAGGUUGCUGUUUUGAAAGGUUGCUAGCUGGUGCUUGAGCUUGGAUUUUGAAGUUCUGGGAUAUUCUGUUGAAGCUUUUGAAUGGUUUGACAUUGUGGUUGUUUGGAAAAUUUGGUUAAGUUUGUUGCAGUGCACUUUGCAGUUUAGUUUUUUGAAAUGGAUAAUUCAAAGAAUCGGCUUAAUGAUCAUCUAGGGGUUAACAAGAUCAGCAAGAAUAUAAAGAAGAGCCCGUUGCAUCAACCUAAUUUUGCUAAUAAUGCAGCUAGGCAGCAGCCUCAGCCUCAGGUUUACAAUAUAAGCAAGAAUGAUUUCAGGAACAUUGUUCAGCAGCUCACUGGUUCCCCCUCACGCAAUGACCCUUUGCCUAGACCCCCACAGAAUCCUCCCAAACCCCAAAGUAUGAGGUUGCAGAAAAUUAGGCCUCCACCAUUGACACCAAUCAAUCGGCCCCAUAUUCUUCCUCCAGCUCCAGUCCCUGCCCCUGCUUAUGCACCAGCUCCGGUUCCUCAUCCUGCUCCUUAUAACAAUAGCUUAGUUAGACCUGGUCAAUAUGGACAACCAUCACCUAAAAUGUUGCCGCCUAUGAUACCUGGAGAUGCUGUUUUGGCAAACACAGCUGAAUCUUCUAUCUCAGCUUAUAUGCGAUACCUUCAGGCUUCCCUUAUAGAUCCUAGUCCAGUUGGAAACCAAGUUCAACCUCACCUACACCCCCCAGUUCCAGGUCGACCUCACGCCCCACCACCAUAUUCUGGUUUACUUCCUAAUCCACCAACUUCAGCUCUCCCGUCCCCAAGAGCAGUAAACGGUCCUGCACCACUGAUGCCUAAUCUCCAUUCUCCACGAAUGAAUGGUCCUGUUCAACCAAUGCCCAAUCUUCCAUCACCAUGGAUGAAUGGGGCUGCCCUUUUACCCUCACCUACUUCUCAGUUCCUUUUGCCAUCACCUACUGGUUAUAUGAAUUUGUUGUCCCCCCACUCGCCUUACCCUUUGCUUUCUCCCGGGAUUCAAUUUCCUCCAAUAACUCCCAAUUUUGCUUUCUCACCCAUGGGUCAGUCAGGGAUUUUAGGUCCAGGGCCUCAACCUCCACCUUCCCCUGGUCUCGUGUUUCCAUUAUCACCUUCUGGUUUGUUUCCCUUCCCGAGUCCAAGAUGGAGGGAUCAAUAAUCCAAUUUAGUACAUUUUAUUUCUCAUCAGUUUCAUUCUUGUUGAGGAAUUGGGACCUUCAUCAUGCAGGAUCAUCUCCUUCUCGUGGAAGUUCAAUUGUGAAAAUAUAAUGUAUACUGCUCGUGUAAGGGUCUUCCCAAAGUUUUUUAUUUUUUCUUUUUGGUCUUUUGUCAUGUCCAUACCCAUUUCACAAGUUUGCAUUUAGACUUGGUAACAGCUGCAAUGCUUUUCGUUUUCUUGGACAAGUUUUACUUGGGAAAUAGUGGAGAUCAGAUAACUCAGUUGGAUAUCUGGACAGGAGCUGUAACUUGUGAGGAAGCAGGAUCACAGGCAUAAAACGUUUAUAGGUAGACAAUGGCAAUCAAAUUCUUAUGUAGUUGUACUGCUGUGGAUUAAAUCCUAACUAGCUUUAGUUAAAUUCUUGUUCAAUUGAGUGGCAUGUGGAAAAAAACUAUUCAAGCAUUCUUCAUUAUUUAUUUUUCCAUGUUAUUCAAAAUAAAGGGUCAUGGUUUUAGAGUCAA